AUGGGAAUUUUGAAUUACAAAGUAAUUCAUUUACGUCAUGGUCUCCAUAUUGGAGAUCCACGAUCUGGACCGAUUAGACAAUAUUAUGAUCGAUUACGAACAGAAUUUCAACAAAAUCAAACGAACCCACAUAAUAUUUUAACUCAAGUUAAUAUUGGAGUCCAGGAUGAAGUUCGUGUUAAAAUAACAAGCAAUGACAAUUUGAAAAGAAACAUUCGUCGUUGGCGACAAGAAGCUCAUGCUGCACCAGUACCAUCAAAUAUCGACUUCCCAUUUGUUCCAGAUUUAUAUCAUCGAACAACACGUGAUACAAUAUUUCUUCGUAAAGAUACUGGUCCUACUUCGGAUAGAAUGCUAAUAUUUUUUACUGAUGAACAAAGAAAUAUUAUGGAAAACUCUACGAAUCAUGGCUUUAAACAGAAGUAUGAAACAGAUAUUACAUUUGCUGAUAAUAUACAUAAAAUAUUGGCUUUGGCAUUCCUCGAACCAACCCAAGUUAUUAAUGGUUUUGAAUCUUUAUGUUCGGAAUUAGGUGAAGAAUAUCAAGAAAUCCUUGAUUAUUUUGAAGAUAAUUACAUAGGGCGACUUCGUGGACGCUCAAGACGCCCAGCAACAUUUCCUAUUAAUAUUUGGAACAUGAAUACACCUGAUACUACUUUGAAAAAAUUAGCUCAAAAAAAACAAGAUGAAAUUUGA
Rotaria sordida is the source of this 696-nucleotide messenger RNA. NCBI's taxonomy places the organism in Eukaryota, Metazoa, Rotifera, Eurotatoria, Philodinida, Philodinidae. The record is from the annotation of a GenBank genome assembly.